AUGGAUGCAUUCAAUCAAGCUUUCCUUCUGCUGCUGCCUUUGCUGGGGGUACUGAGUGACCCUAUCACAGACAGCAGCUACUUCAACUUCACCUCUACUCUCUCUUUUAGAAACGCCAAUGAGAUAAACAUGACAUCAGUGUGUGGACGCCCCCAAAGCAGAAGUCGAAUUAUCUCAGGACAAGAUGCCCAGGCAGGGCAGUGGCCAUGGCAAGUCAGUCUUCAUGAAAAAGGAAUACCCGUAUGUGGUGGCUCACUCAUUUCUCCAAACUGGGUGCUAACAGCUGCCCACUGUUUUAAACACUCCUUGACUCCCUCAGAAUAUUCGGUAGUAGUGGGCUCACUCUCAUCCUACGCAGACUUCACUGAUGGUGUGCAGAUUAAAAGAGUGCUCCAGUUCAUCCCACACCCCAGCUAUCAAGAAGAGUUUGGUCCUGGGGACAUUGCUUUGAUUCAAAUGGAGUCAUCAGUCAACUUCAAUAACUUCGUGGCCCCCAUCUGCCUUCCAGCAAUUGAAGACCAAAUAAUAGAAGGGAAUCUAUGCUGGGUGACUGGCUGGGGAUGGAUUGGGGAAAAUCAACCGCUCCUUCCACCUUUCACCCUGCAAGAAUUAGAGGUUCCGCUCAUUAGCACCCAGACCUGCGAUUACUACUACCACCAGGAAUCAACUGUCUCUCCUCUUCAGCCCAUCAUUUUAUUUGAUAUGAUUUGCGCUGGCUUUCCUGAGGGUCAAAAGGAUGCCUGCCAGGGUGACUCUGGAGGACCACUGGUUUGCAAUAUCAAUGAAGUCUGGUUCCAAGCUGGAAUUGUAAGCUGGGGAGAAGGCUGUGCCAAAAAAUAUAAGCCUGGAGUCUACACCAAUGUCAUUGUCUACAAAAAUUGGAUCCUAAGCAUAGUUCCAGAAGCUGGGAUCAUUGACGCUGCUGCUCCUGGACCCACCAGACUGCUCUUCUCUAUAUUGCUGCUACCGACUCUACUUUUAUUGGGGAGUUCCUCCUUUGACUUGGAGAUGUGCUAA
Molecule: messenger RNA, 1017 nt
Organism: Gracilinanus agilis (Agile Gracile Mouse Opossum)
Lineage: Eukaryota; Metazoa; Chordata; Mammalia; Didelphimorphia; Didelphidae
Product: serine protease 33-like
Exons: 5
Coding region: 1-1017 (338 amino acids)
Biological process (GO): proteolysis
Molecular function (GO): serine-type endopeptidase activity
Source: RefSeq, a predicted model, not a curated record